UUAUUCCUCUUAUCUAUUUUAAUUGUCAUUGUCUUCUUUCAGCAAUCCCACAAUAAAUUUAAAAAAAAAAGGAAACAAUGGCCACAGGUGUGUUUUUUACGCAGCCAAGAAAGAAGGGAUCUGUUGCGAAGGGAUCUGUUUGCAGCCGAUGUUACGGACACUUUUGUUGUUACACACAAACGUCGGUCGGACCAAUCAGAGGACGCUGCUUCAACAACGUCAUUCCGUAUACGUAACGAACUGUCAUGGAAGCCCCCAUGCGCACAAUUAGGCUCCAGCUAUACCACAGUAUUGCUAUACCAUAGUAUGCUAUACCAUAGUAUACGCUAUACCAUAGUAUACGCUAUACCAUAGUAUAGUCUACCCCGGUAUAUCUCUCGGAGAUGAGGUAUCUGCUCAGACUGGGGUCGCCGUUUGCUCGGCUUCACAUCCGUCUGUGUCACCAGAGUGUCUACAGCAGCCAUGCAAAUCCUCGAAGAGUGGGAGUAGAUAUCGGGGAGAAGAAACUUGAGAUCACUUCUGGGAGGUUUGCCAGAUUUGCUGAUGGAUCUGCUGUAGUUCAGCUGGGGGAGACGUCUGUGAUGGUGACUGCUGUUAGCAAAACCAAACCUUCUCCGUCUCAGUUCAUGCCUCUGGUGGUGGACUACAGGCAGAAAGCAGCAGCUGCUGGUCGAAUCCCCACUAACUAUUUGAGGCGAGAGCUGGGCACCACUGAUAAUGAGAUUCUCACUAGCAGACUCAUAGACAGGUCAAUUAGACCUCUUUUCCCUGCUGGUUACUUUUAUGACACUCAGAUCCUUUGUAACCUGCUAGCUGUUGAUGGUGUCAAUGAUCCAGAUGUGCUGGCUAUCAAUGCAGCCUCUGCUGCUCUGGCCCUGUCUGACAUCCCCUGGAACGGACCUAUUGGCGCUGUUCGUGUGGGCAUGGUAGAUGGAGAGUUGCUGAUCAACCCCACUCGGGCGGAGAUGACUUCCAGCAGUCUCAACUUGAUUGUGGCUGGAGCCCCCAGCAGUCAAGUGGUGAUGAUUGAGGCGUCGGCUGAGAACGUGCUGCAGCAGGACUUCUGCCAUGCGGUUAAGGUCGGAGUCAAACACACCCAGCAGAUCAUACACGCCAUCCAGCAGCUGGUGCGGGAGCAGAAAGUAACCAAGCGCACCCCGGUCAAAGUCUUCUCAGCCCCAGCUGACAUGGUGGAACAUGUUCGGAAAUUGGCUUCAGACAGGAUCUAUGCUGUUUUCACAGAUUACACCCAUGAUAAGAUUUCUAGAGAUGAAGCUAUCAACAAAGUUCGACUAGAAACCGAAGAGGAUCUAAAAGAAAAAUUUCCUCAAGCUGAACCUUUUGAAGUGAUUGAAUCCUUCAACAAUGUGAGCAAAGAAAUUUUCCGCAAUUUAGUGCUGAAUGAGUACAGGAGGUGCGAUGGGAGGGAGUUGACUGCUUUAAGGAACAUUUCUUGCAGCGUGGACCUCUUUAAACCGCUCCAUGGCUCAGCUCUGUUCCAGAGAGGACAAACACAGGUGCUGUGCAGCGUCACGUUUGAUUCCCUGGAGUCCAGUGUCAAGACAGACAUCAUCACCACAGCUUUGAGUGGCAUCAAAGACAAAAACUUCAUGCUUCAUUAUGAAUUCCCUCCAUAUGCAACCAACGAGAUUGGAAAGAUGGGAGGUAUAAACAGGAGAGAGCUUGGACAUGGGGCCCUGGCUGAGAAGGCUCUGAGACCAAUCAUUCCUAAAGACUUUCCUUUCACUAUUAGGGUCACUUCUGAGGUGUUGGAGUCAAAUGGAUCCUCAUCAAUGGCCUCAGCUUGUGGAGGAAGCCUUGCUCUAAUGGAUGCAGGUGUGCCCAUCUCUUCUGCUGUGGCAGGUGUCGCUGUUGGCCUCAUCUCUAAACCCACCCCAGAGAAACCUACUGAGAUCCAAGACUACAGAUUACUUACUGAUAUUCUGGGAAUUGAGGAUUACCUCGGAGACAUGGACUUCAAAUUGGCAGGAACAAACAAAGGCAUCACUGCUUUACAGGCUGACGUGAAGAUUCCAGGUUUGCCUCUGAAGGUGGUCAUGGAGGCUAUUCAACAGGCCACAGUGGCAAAGAGGGAAAUCUUGGGCAUCAUGAACAAAUGUAUUGCAAAACCAAGAGAGACAAGGAAGGAUAAUGGACCUGUUGUUGAGAACGUGCGGGUCCCUGUCUCCAGACGAGCACGCUUCGUCGGUCCAGGAGGCUAUAACCUUCGCAGGCUACAAGCUCAAACAGGUGUGACAAUAAGUCAGGUGGACGAGGAGACUUUCUCUGUGUUUGCACCAACGCCAGGAGCCAUGAGCGAAGCCCAAGAGUUCAUCAGUGAGAUCUGCAAAGAUGAUCAAGAACAGCAGCUAGAAUUUGGUGCCAUCUACACCGCCACCAUCACUGAAAUAAGGGACAUCGGUGUCAUGGUGAAACUCUAUCCCAAUAUGAGCGCUGUCCUGCUGCACAACUCACAGCUGGACCACAAACGGAUCAAACAUCCAAGUGCUUUGGGUUUAGAGGUCGGACAGCAGAUCCAGGUCAAAUUCUUUGGACGGGACCCAACAGACGGCAGAAUGAGACUUUCACGGAAGGUGCUCCAGUCUCCUGCUGCAACUGUUGUCAAGACACUGAGUGAGAAACAGAGUAUCUCCAUGCGAUCAAACAACAAUCACACAACCAACACAGAUUUGUGACACGACAACACAACAGGCUAAUUGUUUCUGGUUUUGCCAACAAACUGGAUUUAACGUCAUUGCCACAAAACAGUCCUGCAAAGAAGAUGUCAUCACAAACUGAACCAGUGUCUACCAGUGUUUACCUUACUGUUGUGGGUAUAUGGACAUGAUUGAACUGCACUGGAGUGACCUGCAGCUUAUCAAAGUGUCCUGUUGACAUUGUGUUACAAUGAAUGUGGACGAACCGAGAAGAACACUCGGAUAAUAACAGGCAGGAGACACACGUUUUCAAGAAUUAUAAAUUAGCAUCCCGUGUUUAUGUUGUGUUGUUUUCUGAUUUAAUACCUCAGCUAGCCUUGACAUUAUCAAGCAGUAAGAGGUUUACAUUUCUUUCAGUUUCGCCCAACACAGUCAUCCAGUAGGCACAACAAAGUCUAACAAUGGUUUCGUUAUUCACACACGUGAUUAAAACUGCGCCUUGUGGUAUACCACUUCCAUGUUUGGUGUCCACUGUGGUGGUGUGCCUUUUGAGCUGCCAGGAUCUGGUUAUAGACAAAAAAAAGCGAAGCGAGAGAAGAGUACAGUUAGUAUUUUUUUAAUAUUCCUUGUAUGCUGUGUUGCCUUUACCGUAUAUAUGAGUCAUCUGUAAAUAAAACAGUGACGGGUUGCUUUGUAGCAUGAAAGUUCACCACUGUUUCUAGAAAACGACUAAACAAAACCACAAAGAACCAGACUUUAAUCAUUCUGAUGUGAAAUGUUGUAAGAGAGAGCCAACAAAGAAUUAAACCUGAGUCCCACCAUGUAAAACGUUUUGAGAGAAGGGUCCAAACAAUCAAUUGAUGUGGUAUGAAACCAGAUAUAGUAAAAGUCUAAUUUUAGACUAUAAAUCACAAGGUACAAGAUAGAAUUAAGUAAAGUGGAUGGUUAAUUUAUUGAAAGAUUGAUCGUUAAGGACAGAAUUACCCACCCUGAGGCCUGCCUGCUUGUCUCACUGAUGGAAAUAGAAAGACUCUUCAUCAACUGUGGCUGUAAUUCUGCAGCUGCUUGACAGACAUAAUUUUCAGCCUCUGAACUCCUAAAUAAACAGAUGGUAAAAAGACAGUUUCUCUUUAACACCUGGGAGAUGAAUACAGCCCUGAAAUAGUGAAACACCCAUGUCAUGAGCUGCUGUGUCACCAUCAGACACUACCUGCGUCUGAGGCCUUUAUGGUGAUUUAUGUGGGUUUUU
Thunnus maccoyii (southern bluefin tuna) is the source of this 3906-nucleotide messenger RNA. RefSeq names its product polyribonucleotide nucleotidyltransferase 1, mitochondrial. Gene Ontology annotation, biological process: mitochondrial RNA 3'-end processing; mitochondrial mRNA catabolic process. The transcript is spliced from 28 exons. Gene Ontology annotation, cellular component: mitochondrion; cytosol. NCBI's taxonomy places the organism in Eukaryota, Metazoa, Chordata, Actinopteri, Scombriformes, Scombridae. The coding region runs from base 384 to 2696 and encodes 770 amino acids. The record is from RefSeq and is a predicted model, not a curated record. Gene Ontology annotation, molecular function: polyribonucleotide nucleotidyltransferase activity; RNA binding; 3'-5'-RNA exonuclease activity.